Elaeis guineensis (African oil palm) is the source of this 1221-nucleotide messenger RNA. RefSeq names its product triosephosphate isomerase, cytosolic. Gene Ontology annotation, molecular function: triose-phosphate isomerase activity. Gene Ontology annotation, cellular component: cytosol. Gene Ontology annotation, biological process: glycerol catabolic process; glyceraldehyde-3-phosphate biosynthetic process; gluconeogenesis. NCBI's taxonomy places the organism in Eukaryota, Viridiplantae, Streptophyta, Magnoliopsida, Arecales, Arecaceae. The record is from RefSeq and is a predicted model, not a curated record.
CUCAGCCAACUUGAUCAUCCCCCGUCCAAUCAUGACACACCACAAGGUCGACGCGCUCAGGGGCAUAUUUGUAAUUCGAUGCACUGCGCCUGCGUGUGGCGAUCUUUCGCACGCCGCCUCGCUUCCAGUGUAAAAGCCCUUAAUCUCAUCUCCUUGCUCACCAAGCCAACAAAAUCUUGGGUUGAACCUCGUCUUCCAUCGCUCGCAUAGAUGGGUCGAAAGUUCUUUGUCGGAGGAAACUGGAAAUGCAAUGGGACAAGCGAGGAAGUUAAGAAGAUCGUCAGCACCUUGAACGAUGGUGAAGUGCCGUCAUCAGAUGUCGUCGAGGUUGUGAUAAGCCCACCAUAUGUGUUUCUUCCUCUGGUUAAAAGUUUGCUGCGUCCUGAUUUUCAUGUUGCCGCACAGAAUUGUUGGGUAAAGAAAGGAGGUGCAUUCACUGGUGAGAUUAGUGCGGAUAUGCUUAAAAAUCUUGACAUUCAUUGGGUCAUUCUUGGACACUCAGAACGAAGACUCUUAUUGGGUGAAUCAAAUGAAUUUGUUGGAGAUAAAGUCGCAUACGCACUCUCUCAAGGUCUAAAGGUGAUUGCUUGUGUUGGUGAGACCCUUGAACAGCGGGAAUCAGGAGCCACCAUGGAGGUGGUUGCUGCACAAACGAAAGCAAUUGCAGAUCGUAUAUCAGAUUGGACCAAUGUAGUUGUGGCUUAUGAGCCAGUUUGGGCUAUUGGAACUGGCAAGGUUGCAACCCCAGCUCAGGCUCAGGAAGUUCACUCUGCUUUGAGGAUGUGGCUUCAAACUAAUGUGAGUGCGCAAGUUGCUGAAUCUACUAGGAUCAUAUAUGGAGGUUCUGUAAAUGGAGCGAACUGUAAAGAGCUGGCUGGACAGCCUGAUGUCGAUGGUUUUCUGGUUGGCGGGGCUUCUUUGAAGGCUGAAUUUUUGGAGAUCAUCAAGUCUGCCACCGUGAAGUCGUCUGCCUAAGGAGUUCACUUGUUCCAGUGAAAUCUGUUUGAAAGAUGUAAGAACAGUGUUGUGUGUUGAACUCCCCGAAUCUUGUGUUAGACACAGCUUUUUGUAGUAUUUGCCUGAGAGUUAGAAGUGGGCUUUGAAUGUUAAUAAUCCGAAAUUGUUUUUCCUGAACCUUGGAAGCAUCGGCUGAUCAGUUAUUUCAACUAUCAAAUGGACGCUACCAUGUUAAGCUUGCUUGGUUGCGUCUUUGUGCUUUAG